Messenger RNA from Anguilla anguilla (European eel), 904 nucleotides. Its product is annotated as acid-sensing ion channel 1C-like. The record is from RefSeq and is a predicted model, not a curated record. Gene Ontology annotation, molecular function: ligand-gated sodium channel activity. Gene Ontology annotation, biological process: sodium ion transmembrane transport. Gene Ontology annotation, cellular component: membrane. NCBI's taxonomy places the organism in Eukaryota, Metazoa, Chordata, Actinopteri, Anguilliformes, Anguillidae. The transcript has 2 exons. Bases 165 to 851 code for a protein of 228 amino acids.
GGCCAACCCAGUGGGGAAAUUAGGAGAUCUGAGGCUCUCGGUGAUGCAUUGGAGACAGUGCAGUGACAAAGACAGGAACCAGAGGCCCUGCCCACAUCAAGUUUUCCAUAAAAGGGAGCUUCCAUGUACUGCUGUGUUAGUCGUCCUCAAGUGAAGACAACAAGAUGCCUACUGUGAUUUUUGAUGGGCACAUUCAGAGGCAUCCACGGACGGAGUCAGAGUCCUCUGCUGUUUCCCUGUGCCGGAAGGAAGGGUGUGUUCCCAGUUUAGAGGAGUUUUCUGAGGACACCACUCUCCAUGGCCUGUCCAGAGUGGUCCGAGGGAGACUUUGUUCUAUUAGGCGCUGGCUGUGGACAUUUGCCUUCUUAGGGUCAAUCUCACUCUUUCUCAUGCAUUCCUUUGACCUGGUCAGCGAAUACCUGAAAUACCCUCACGUCACCAAGGUGGACGAGACAACCUGCAAGGACAUGAGUUUCCCAGCGGUGACACUGUGCAAUGUGAACCAUGUUCGAUUUACCAAACUGGAGAACUGUGACAUCCAAAAACUUGGGUCGUGGCUGGGUUUUGAAUUUGAGGGAACACUAAAUCUCACUGAACACUUUGAUAAAGAGUACCAUGAAGGCUUAACAAAACUGCUCUCCAAAAAAGAGAUGUGUCCGUGUCAAGUUGACUGGGCCAAUGUCUAUGAACGUUUAGGUCACGACAUCAAAGAAAUGGUCAAGUCAUGUCGUUUUCAGGGUAAGGACUGCUCGGCUGGAGACUUCAAACCUGUAAGUAGAUUCACUUCCUCCUUUGAACUCCAGCUUCAAGCCAACUGUUUGAGAGUGAGAGACUUGCCUGGGAGUCUGUAAAAAGUUAUGAUCUUCAUAUUUUAAAUAAUCAGUAGCCAGAUGAGCCGAUUCAU